Molecule: messenger RNA, 4323 nt
Organism: Leptopilina boulardi
Lineage: Eukaryota; Metazoa; Arthropoda; Insecta; Hymenoptera; Figitidae
Exons: 9
Coding region: 1-4323 (1440 amino acids)
Biological process (GO): telomere maintenance; DNA repair
Molecular function (GO): DNA helicase activity
Source: RefSeq, a predicted model, not a curated record
AUGAACCAAUCCCUAAAUGAAGAAUACGAUAAAAAGAGAUUUAUAACAAUAAAAGAUAAGGAAAGAAAACAGAAAGCAAGGCGCGAAAUGACGGAUGAAAAGAAAAAAAUUAUACUAGAGAAAGAUAGACUGAAAAAACGUAUGCGCAAUGAAACAGAAACAGAAAUACAAAAGAUAGAGCGUCUAAAAGGAAAUUUGAUAUGCAAAAAAAAGAAACUAUCUAUAGAAUCUGAGAAUGAAAAGAAAAUAUGCAAAGAAAAAAAUUUGGCAUGUAAAAAGGCAAAAUUAUUUAUGGAAAGUGAAGAUGAAAAGAAGAAACGCAAAGAAAAUAAUUUGGCUUAUUCAAGUGUUGAAGGAAAAAAUUAUAAAGAAAAUAUUCGUUGUUAUAAUAAUUCGUUUGCUUUCGCCAGCAUGGGAGCUAAGUUAGAAAUUCCUAAAGGAUAUGGUCCCUAUGUUUUUCGUGUACACGGACAAGUGUAUCAUAAUACAUGUGCUCUUCAUCCUGAUGAUAAUGAAAACCGAAAGUAUGGACAGUUGUACAUUCUUGAUACCAAUGAUGCAGUGCUUGAACGAUUAAAGAAUAAAUGUAAUGAGAAAUGUUUAUCAUCAUUAAUGGAAGAAAUAGAUAAAUUAUUAAGAGAAAUUAAUCCUUAUGCUAAAGCAUUUCAAAUGAUGAGAGAGGUAGAAUUAGUAGAAGAAUCACUAGCAAAAUCUAAAAAUAAACCUAUAAGAAAUAUUGAAAUGUGGAUUAAACGCGACAGAUCAUUAAAUCAAAGUAAAUUUAAUGUUCCGUCUUGUAGUGAAGUAGCAGUUGUAUUUGUUAGCGAAGAUGGUGAACCUCCUAUGGAACGUGAUAUAUGUAUAUACCCAAAAUAUUCAAAGAGUGUUCCAAUUUCUAGUCUUAGUGAAAAUGUUGAUCCUAUGACAUAUCCUUUAAUGUUUCCUUAUGGAAAAUUAACUCAGCAAUACAUAGUUGAUGUCUGGUCGAAAGUAGAAGGUGAACGUUUAAAAUACAUUCGUUUACAACAAAAAAAGCUUCGAGCAGAAUUGUAUUGUGGAUUAAUGGAUUAUAUUCACAAUAAAGCAAAAGACGAAAAUGUCCGACCUGGAAAAAUGAUUAUUUUGCCAUCAACGUUUAUUGGAGGACCACGUUGUUAUCAACAAUGUUUUAUGGAUGCUAUGCGAUUAGUUCAAGAAUUUGGAAAACCACAUUUAUUUAUAACAAUGACAUGUAAUCCAAAGUGGCAAACCUUAGAUAAAAUGAUAUGUGCGGAAAUACCAGACGAAACGAAGAAUCCGGAACUUUUUAAUAUUGUAAAGCAAUUUCAAGUUCAUGGGCCAUGUGGUAAAGAAAACAUGAGUUCUCCUUGUAUGGAUCCUGAAAAGAAAGUUUGUACAAAACAAUAUCCGAAGCCUUUUUGUUCUGAAACAACUUAUGGUUCGAAGAAUUAUCCGGAACUCAGGCGAAGAAAUGAUGGAAAAAAAAUUAUUUUUUAUAAACAAGAUGGAUCAAUUAAAUGUACUGCUGACAAUUCGAUGAUUGUACCAUAUAAUCUUUAUUUAAGUAAAACAUUUAAAGGUCAUAUUUGUGUUAUACCAUGUGGUAGUACGGAUGGUAUUAAAUAUUUAUUCAAAUAUAUGCAUAAAGGUCAUGACACUGCAAUAAUAGGUUAUAAGGAUGAUAAUCAGGAAAUGGAAUAUGAUGAAAUUGAACAUUAUUUAAAUACAAGUUAUGUAUGUCCACCAGAAGCAAUGCAUAGAUUAUACGAAUUCAAUAUGCAUAAACAAUCACAUGCAACUUAUAGAUUAGCUGUACAUCUGCCUAAUCAACAAUCAGUAUGUUUUAAAGAAGGAUUAGAAGAAGAAGCAGUUAAUAAAUUUAAAAAUACUACAUUAACAGCAUGGUUCAAGUUAAAUGUAGAAAAUCCUGAGGCACGGAAGUAUUUGUACACAGAAAUACCACAUAAGUAUGUUUUUGUUGGAUCAUCUAAAACUUGGAAAAUAAGGGAACGAAUUACUAAACCUUUAAUUUGCCGCAUGUAUUUCGUAAGUCCGAAAGAUAUUGAAAGAUAUUUUUUGAGAAUCUUACUGCUUCAUGUACGUGGUGCUAAAUCGUUUGAUGAUGUAAGAACAUAUGAAGGUAUUACAUAUAAUACUUUUACAGAAGCAGCGCGUGCAAGAAAUUUGAUGGUAGAUGAUAGUGAAUGGGAUAAUUGUUUGACUGAAGCUGUAAGCAUGAAAUUUCCUAAAGAACUUUGUCGUCUAUUUGCAUAUAUAUGUGUGUUUGGAUUUCCUCUGAAUGCAUUUGAUUUAUGGAAUAAGUACAAGGAACACAUGAUUUUUGAUAAUAAUGUACCCGUAGAAGUAGCACUGCAACAAGCAUUAAUAUUAAUUAAUGAAGUGCUUAAUUUUCAUGGAUUUGCUUUAAAUCAAUUUGGUUUGCCUAAUAUUGUUCAACAAAUUCUUGAAGAUUAUAUUUUUGUCGAUAAAGAAGCUAAUGCAUUAGCAUUAAAAUUGCUAAAAGAAGAAGCUGAAAUACUCAUAAAAAGUUUGAAUAGUGAACAGCGCAAAAUUUUUGAUGAUGUCAUGGCAGCAGUACAUAAUGAUAAUUGCAAAAAUAGGUACUUUUUCCUUUCUGCACCUGGUGGCUGUGGUAAAAGCUAUUUAGAAAACACAAUUAUUACUGCACUUGAAAGUGAAGAAUUGGUAGUUUUAGCAGUUGCAUGGACUGGUAUAGCAGCUAAUCUUUUAAGAGGUGGACGAACUUCACAUUUAAUGUUUAAAUUUCCUAUACCAAUCAAUGAAGAUUCAACAUGCAAUAUCAGUAGAAUGUCAAAGCACGCUGAACUGUUAAGAAGUGCCAAAAUCAUUAUUUGGGAUGAAAUAACAAUGGCACCUAAAUUUGCUCUACAAGCAAUGGAGUCUAUGCUGCGAGAUAUUACACAAUGUAAUGAACCAUUUGGAGGUAAAGUUAUUUUGCUUUCAGGAGAUUUUCGACAAACAUUGCCAAUUGUUCCACAUGGUAGUCGCACACACAUUGUUGAAAAUAAUGAUGUAGAGUUUUCAAAUUGGUUACAAAAUGUUGGUGAUGGUAAACCUCAAUCUAUGUUUGAAAGAGAAAACAGUGUUUUAGAAAUACCACAGGAUUUAAUUUCUGAUGGAAAUUUAAUUGAUGAAAUUUAUGGAUCGUCAAUAAAUAAACAUGAUGAAUCUGUUCAUUCAGCUUGCAUUCUUUCAUUAACUAAUUCUGAGGUAUUAGAUUUGAAUGAACGUAUUUUGUUAAAAUUAGAAGGACAAGAAAUAAUUUAUUAUAGUAUUGAUUCACAUGUCGACGACGAUCGAAAAGAUGUAAAUAAUAUUGUUCCAAUAGAAUUUUUAAAUAGUCUAACACCAGACGGUUUGCCUCCUCAUAAAUUAUCUUUAAAGGGAUUAUGUAAUGGGACUCGAUUAGUUGUAAAAUCAUUAUUGAGAAACGUAAUUUCUGCAGAAAUAAUUACUGGAAAAUCUAAGGGAGAAAUAGUUUUUAUUCCACGCAUUGAUUUAUCUCCUUCACAAGACACAUAUCCAUUUAGAAUGAUAAGAAGACAAUUUCCAGUUAGACUUGCUUAUGCCAUGACAAUUAAUAAAUCUCAAGGACAAUCUUUUGAUAAAGUAGGAAUAUAUUUACCAAUUUCAGCAUUUGGUCAUGGUCAAAUUUAUGUUGGUUGUUCUCGAGUUAAAUCUAAGGAACAUUUAAAAAUCUAUGCUCUUCCUUCUGCUGUUGGUUCUUGUAGUCUUGGUCAUUGGAUUUGCACUUAUUAUGAUGGAUUAAGGCUUUAUAUUUAUGAUAUUCUUAAUAAAGGUUGUUUAAAUGAGGAUCAAAUAAAAUAUUUAGAAAGAUUAUAUCCCUUUAAACCAACCGUAGUUUUUGCAAAAGUUCAUCAACAACCGAAUGUUAAGUUUGAAGGAUUAUUAGAUAUUGAUGAUGAAAUUAGUGUUACAAAGGUAGAUAAUAUAAAUAUUUCAGAUCAUAUAAAAUUACGAGAAGAAACUUAUGCGAAUUUAAAUUUAAAACAAAAAGGAAUUGUUGAUUUUAUAUUGAAUGUAGUGGAGGAUUCUUCUACUGAUGGUUCUAAAUGCUUAUAUGUAAAUGGUCCUGGAGAAAUUGUUGCGUCCUUACUUCCAAGCAGUAAAACUCUUCAUACAGUUUUGGGCUUACCUGUUCCACUGUAUAGUGAUUCAUCUUCAAAUAUAAAAGAGCGGUCUAAAGAAACACAUUUUUUGAAAAAUAUUGAUGUUUUUAUUUGGGAUGAGGCGCCAAUGACUCCGAAAUCUUCUCCAUAA